GAUCUUUGCUCUGCUCACCUUAGUAACAGACUGAAAUUACAUUUGCAGGCUUGUGUAGCGGCGGCACUAUUUAUGUUCGUGUUUUUAUGAAGAUUGAAAGAUACCGUUAACACAAAGAAAGGUUUACAUGUGUGACAUCAUACAGCAGAUUGACUGGUAUAGUUCACGGGCUUGUGUGGAGAGAUUAGUCUACAAAGCCGGGUGAUAAACAACAGCAAAGUUCGGAUUGUGUGAAGCAAGAAAUAACGAGGCUCCAGAGCAGCUGAAAUCUUGAAGGCCAGGGUAAGGUGAGCUACUGAGCAGAAAGCUAUGGGGCUUUUUGACAAGCUUGCUGGGUGGCUGGGCAUAAAGAAGAAAGAGGUUCAUGUGCUGUGCCUUGGUCUGGACAACAGUGGCAAAACUACCAUCAUUAAUAAAUUAAAACCUUCAAAUGCUCAAACACAAGACAUAGUUCCAACCAUUGGCUUCAGUAUUGAGAAGUUUAAGACUUCCAGCUUAUCAUUCACAGUGUUUGAUAUGUCUGGUCAGGGAAGAUACAGAAACCUCUGGGAGCAUUAUUAUAAGGAAGGCCAGGCUGUCAUAUUUGUUAUUGACAGCAGUGACACGUUAAGAAUGGUUGUUGCCAAAGAAGAACUUGAUACCCUCCUAAAUCAUCCAGAUAUUAAACACAGACGGAUGCCUAUUUUGUUCUUUGCAAACAAGAUGGACCUCAGAGAUGCUUUGUCUUCGGUGAAGGUUUCUCAAUUGCUAUGUCUUGAGAACAUCAAAGAUAAACCCUGGCAUAUCUGUGCCAGUGAUGCUGUAAAAGGGGAAGGUCUGCAAGAAGGUGUAGACUGGCUUCAAGAUGGCCAGUCUAGCAAGAGUCAGGAGCAGGUUCACCAGGUGGUCUCUCGUCUUGGUGGAGCCACAAACAGGGUGCCCAAAAAUGAGAAGGGUGGGUGAAAAAUGCAGCCAGAACUGCAGCAGGAAGCUCUUCAGUAGGAGGAAGAACGGUUACAGUCUGGCAUAGUAGUAGUAGAAGUUUAAGUAUUUUGUUGUCAUUUAAUAAAAAUCCGUAGCAAAUAAAUGUUUAUGUUCUUUCAUUUUUGCACAUUUACCUGUAAUAUUCAUUCAUUUCUUUGAUUUUUGGGUUCUUACUUUACAUUUCUUUAGCGUAUGCUUGGCACAGCAUGUGUUCCCACAACUCACCUAUUUCGCUCCAGAUGUUGUGCAGCACUGUACAUUAACUGCAUCUUGCGUCCAGUGUGAAUUGGCCUGUGUUGUACUUUUACAACUCCCUGUUAAUCAGUACAUACAGAAUUGUAUUAUAUUGUAAUUUGUUUUCCCAUUAUCUGUUGAUUAUAGCAAACAUAGUUAUAGACAAAAUGUUUGUCGCAAUAACCUCCUUAAAUAAAUAUGUACUACAUAAUUUAAGUUAUACGGAAUUAUAAUUAUGAUUAUGUAUGAAAACACCACAAUUAUAUACAACCAGGAUGUUUUACAAACAUGUUCAAUUUGAUGUCAACUUCAAAAUACAGCACAUCCUUCUUCGUUCUUUUGAAAUAUUGUGCAUCUUUACAAAUAUUGUGCAUCUUUGUCUCAAAAACAAUCGUUUGUUUAAAAAAAGUCAGUCAAUAUCGCCAGUUCUUCAAUGCUCCACUUAUCAUUGGCUGUUGACAUGUUGAAAUGACGUCACAAGUCAAGAAAUUGCCAGCAAUAUUGCUCCCGAGUCAGAGCCUGUCUGACUCAGUAACGUUGCAAGCAAUGUUGCUAUCUAUAUUACACUCGGCAAUUCAGUAACAAUUUGAGUGCUGGCAAUUAUUGCCGGCUAGUAUUGCUAGCAAUAAUUGCCAAGUGUAAACUGGCUCUAAGGGGCAUUUUUUCAAAAUGUUUACUCUAACCAAUGUUUAAAAAGCGAGAACCAAACAGGUAAAUACUAUUCAGUGCUGCUUACGUUGUCCAUCUCUUCUUUUGUAAAAAUGACAUGGAUUGUUGUCCUUUCAAAAAACUAGGUGUUAAAGACUGGAGUAAGUGCUUUGAAUAUGUACCCCCACAACUAUGCUCCCUACAUCUCAUUCUUCAUUAAUUUUCUUCUUUUUUUCAUUGUAUUGAAUUGUUUGCUCCUUUUAGACCAGAUUGCACAGUAAGUAUGGGUCCUUUAACAACCAUCUUCUGUUUUUACACAUUAUGAGCCCUAUCUCUCCCACAGCAAGCUAGCAAACAUACCUGCUUCUUCUGAUCCAUAAUCCCAUAGCAACCCAUAUUGUUAGUAUUUUCUCCCAAAGCAAAACAGGGAUGGAAAACAUUUAUAUUGAAUGACCAACCAGGCUUUGGCAUGGUUUCAUAAAUAUGUAAUCAGUUGUGAGAUCUUCAGGCUCUGUUGACAAAAGGAAGCAGGGAUGAGUGGCAGUUAAUUCAUAAUCGGGAGAGCUUUAUGACAGUAUAGUGCAUGGUGAUGGGUAUGCAUUUGGUUUAAUUGGCUUUAAAGUCAUGGUCGUGUGCAGCGUGCCCCAAUUGAUUGGCAUGGUCAGUAGUUUGAUUACCUGCCUAAAUAAUACAAAUACAGAAACAGCAUUGCAUUUCAAUUUGUCACCCCCUCAGUAUCAAUUCUAGUUGCUGACAAUGAUGUUUAAACUUAAAAAUAAAUUGCAUUAGUCUUGAUAGAGAAAAUAAGUUAAUAACAUCAGUGAAUAGGACAAAUGAGCCAAUUAGAGAGAUCCAAGUGUCAGGGUAGCAUUUUACACAAUUAUUUUCCAUUCCUGUGUCUAAGCUGUACCAUAAAUAGGUUUAUGAGUUGAUCUGUCAUAUAGCUAAAAGCCUUCCGCAAUAAAUCUUUUUGUCUCCAGAACAUAGUUCCAGUUCUGUAGUAAUUUAACAACAGGUGUGCUCUUUUUCUGUUGUUUUCUGGGUUUUUCCAGCAUGCUGUAUGAAGAAAUAGUGAAACAUGCAAUAGUAGGUGUACAUUGUUCUAUACAGGCACAUGGACAUGUUGGUUUAAAAAAGCAAUUUAAUCAAAUAGUACAUUAUAUUCCGAAACUUGCUUUUUUCAUUUUUUUUUUCUGGUUGUAUCAGUAGCAACAGCAGUUUUGGAUAUUCCAAAAGUGCAUAUAAACCUUUUCUGAAUCAUUUUCAUUGUACAUAUUCUGAAGAAAUAAGUAUAAUAAUACUUUUAAAUUGUUGCCUGGUUAAAAUAAUCUGUUUAUAUGUGCAUCAUUGCCUCCUAGUGGAAAUGUAUGUUACUGGGACGAUCUGUACAUAAAAGGCGGGGGGACUGCCACAACAAACAUCUUAUAUGACUACCCCCUUCCUUUUCUAAGACAAUCUCUUUAUAUUACCAGAUCAGAUCAGAAUGAUGAAGACGUGAAAGGCCAGUAGGAGCAUGCCACACAAGAAUGUGAUGAAGCUAAGCCCACCUCCCAUUAAUAUCAAUCUGUUUACUUUUAAAUUGCAGCAUAUACUUAGUGAGUAAAUGGAAACCAGGAUCAAAGCCACCUGCAGUGUGCAGAGACAAAUAACAUCUGACAACAUUUCUUCAUAAUACCAUCUAACUUUUUUUAAUUUGCAAUAUUCUCUUUAGAGAUGUGGCCAGCAGAAAGAAGCUCUUUAAGUUAGAAUGGAGAAGCAGGGAUAUUUAUUGCUUACUUUUCUGAACAGGUAUCAUUAGGCUAUUCCCAGCUUGAUAGUUUUCUGAUCUGUAAGAGCAUCUUUCACUUAUGUCAACUGGAAAACAUACAGAAAUCCAGUGUCCAUGUCAUCAAAUAACUCUUCACCUCUGUUCACUGCUGUACUGUUAAUAUGUCUAAGAAAACUAAAUUUGUUUGGAAGUAUUGGACCAUGACACAUGUAGAUUAAAUACUUACACUACUGCAAUAUUGUUAUUUUUUUUGUAUUGUGUAUUUUAGGCAGUACUGCUAUGUAUUGGCUAUACGUAUGUAAAGGUGCUGUUUGUUUCUAGUUUGAGUGUCUUUUAACUAAAUAUUAUGUAUGUAAUAUGUGUGUGUGUGUGU
Messenger RNA from Polyodon spathula (Mississippi paddlefish), 3986 nucleotides. Its product is annotated as ADP-ribosylation factor-like protein 6. Lineage: Eukaryota; Metazoa; Chordata; Actinopteri; Acipenseriformes; Polyodontidae. Gene Ontology annotation, biological process: protein localization to cilium; intracellular protein transport; vesicle-mediated transport. The record is from RefSeq and is a predicted model, not a curated record. Gene Ontology annotation, molecular function: GTP binding; GTPase activity. Gene Ontology annotation, cellular component: cytoplasm; axoneme. Bases 310 to 942 code for a protein of 210 amino acids. The transcript is spliced from 8 exons.